AUGGGGACCCAGUGGUGUAGAAGAGUAUCAAAAGAAUUUUAACAUGCUGAUGGCAAAACUCCAGGAAACUGUAGUAGAAAAUUGCUUAGUAAUCUGGACCACUACUUUGCCUCUGUCACAGAAGAUGAAAGGAGGUUUUUUGGUACCUCAGUUGGAGUUUCUCAAAUACUCUUUACGUUUUCACGUCAUGGAAGCAAACCUUUAUGCUCGACAGGUAGUUGUCAAGCAUGGUUUUGAUGUGCUUGAUAUGCACUAUAACUUGAGGAUGCAAAUUGACCAGAGAGCAGCAGAUGGAAUUCACUGGUUGCCUCCAGCAUUGAGAUAUAUGACCAACCUCCUGUUGACCCACAUCUCCCUAGCCCUGGGGGUUCCUCUUCCACACAGGUUCAUUUCUGCAUUGAAUGAUUCAGAGAUGGAAACUAUGGCUAGUUCUGUUCAGGCUCAUUCUAAAAAUAAUGAUAGAGUGAACAAUCAGGAAAAUGGAGAUCACUUUGAUCACCAGCCUGAAGAGACCUGUCCAUCAGAAAGGGAUAUCCUAUUUAAUAAAAAUCAAUCUGUAGUCAGUCAAGAGGGGACAACAUUUACAAGAAAGAUUCAUUAUUAUGAUAAAGUCCAGUUAGAUCAGAAUGCAUAUCAAUCUUCUUCAUCCAAUGAUCAGCCUCACUUGCCAAAGAGAAAAUCACCUUUGCUGUUGCACCACAUCAAACCUUAUGAUCAUCCACAAACAGAUCCUUUUCAGGUAGCUAAAUCACAUAUCACUAAACAAGCUCAAACAUCUUUAAGAUCAAAUUGUUUUGGAGUAGUAGAAAAUAUUAACCAGCCAGUUGGUACUUCUCAGUAUUCUUAUAACCUAAGAAAAGAAAGUUAUAGACUACCUUGGAAUUCCAUCACUCAGAAAGGUUCCAUUUCAAAACAAACAGCUGAAUACCCUAAUGCACACAUGGCUUUUUAUCCAGUGCAUUCUUCUGUAUAUAAUGAAGACCAUUUGCAGUUACUAAAGACAGGCUUCUCCCAAUUAACACAUCAUUCAUUAGGAAGUCAUUUUGAUAAUCGCACCAUGCAGGAACGAUACGGUGGGCCUGUACGAGCAGCAUCAUGGAUGUAUAAUGCAACCUAAAACAAUUACCUUUUUUCUAACAUUAAGGUCUAUCAAUCAACAAAGUAUUGAAGGGGAGGGUUGCAUUUUUUAGGUCCUAAAUAAAGUUUUCUAUAACCAAACACUUUUCAAAUAAAAAUGACAUGAAAAUUUCUUAAAAACAAUCUAUUUAAGCAACCAUUAUAAAAUGGGCAAUAUUAGUAAACCCCAGCACAAAAAGUACACAACUAUCUGACAUAUGUAAAAAACGCACUUUUAAAUUAAUGUAUGGUUCCUAGAAGUUAUGCUUUAUUUCUAUAUUAUGACGAAUUUUUGUUAACAUUGCAGUGGAAAUUUUCACUUCAUACUAAAACUAAACUGUUUCUUGGAUGACAGACCAAAAUGUUUUUGUAAUUAAGUAUGGAAGUUCAUACAUGUGUUAUUCAAGAGUUACUGUAAUUUUGAGGUUUUGUUUCUUAUGCAUAUCUGUUUUUAGUUUUUAUUCCCAAGAGUUUAGUUGUUUUGCAGUGUACAGUCCUUUCUGACAGAGAAAAAACAAAGUAUUUCGGUACAUCAUAACUUUAAGUUACAUUUAUAAUGUUUAAAAACAUUGCUCUUAAUUCAUUGAUAUUUGUCUGUAAAGGUGCUUUACUGUAGCAUCAUCUUUUGAGUGUAGUAAAUCAUCAGUGAUGAUAUAUUUGUUUAUACUUGUACAGAGUUAAUAAAGACUUAACAUACUUUUCCAAGAUUUCAGUCUGCUUUCUUCAGAAA
Molecule: messenger RNA, 1846 nt
Organism: Limulus polyphemus (Atlantic horseshoe crab)
Lineage: Eukaryota; Metazoa; Arthropoda; Merostomata; Xiphosura; Limulidae
Exons: 4
Source: RefSeq, a predicted model, not a curated record